Solanum tuberosum (potato) is the source of this 1852-nucleotide messenger RNA. RefSeq lists its product as uncharacterized. The transcript has 12 exons. Bases 506 to 1606 code for a protein of 366 amino acids. Lineage: Eukaryota; Viridiplantae; Streptophyta; Magnoliopsida; Solanales; Solanaceae. The record is from RefSeq and is a predicted model, not a curated record.
ACUAAUUACUAAUUUCAUAUUAUACUAGUUAUGGUUAAAAGUUAAAAUUAUUUGUUCAAAAUCUUCCUUCCAAAAUCUCCCUCGCAAAAUCUGCCAAAAAGAAUGCCCUUCUUCUACCAUAUCCCUUUCUCAAAAUCAGAAGAUUUCCCCUUUUACAAUUUCUCCAUCUCGUCCAAAACCCAUCACUUCAUUUGAAUCUCAAAUAACUUUAGAAUUUAGAAAUAGCAAUAUAAAUGUAUCAUUUUCUUGCUUAACUCUCUUUUUUUCUUCUCUUCAUCUACUACGGAUUGAAAUACUAAUAUCGGUGUGCAGGUCAAUAACAACGGAUUCUUCAAAUUCUGAAGAUUGCACGGCCUAUGUGCCACACCAUUUGGAAGAAAAGCUAAACACAACUUGUUGUGUGUUAUCGCCUUUCGUACCUCUAUUAAACCCAACUUACGGACCAAGCGUGAUGAAUAUCGUUGAAUUGUGAUUUCCUUUUGUGAUCCUCAUUAACUGUGUAACAAUGCGGAAGCUAAGGCACACUUCAUCCUCAAAAAAAGGCGUGGAACCAAAAUUCUGGAAAAAUCAGAAGUUUGCAAUGAAACUGAAAAGGAAAGGAAAAAUUAUGCCUAAACUUCCUAGUUUGAUCUUGCGAAUCAGAAGGGCUAAUGCUGGCGAUUUACAUUCUGCUGAUCCACUAAGCCUUGUCAUGUACUGUUAUAUGAAAUUUUAUGGGAUACCAUUCCACACUGAAUACACUUCGGCAGUUCCAUACUUGGAAAUUUUGGGAAAGUACUAUCCAAUGGAUCAACAUUGUCCAAUUGAUCAACUGAAAGCUUUGACAUCCCACGAUAUUGACCACUUACCUCGCCAACACAAAAAGUUUGAAUCAUUUAAAAAAGAAAUGAUGCACCUCUUGGAGAAACUAGAACUCACAACGUUAUAUUAUCUGUAUAACAGUUGUCCAUCAUUUGAUUGGGCGAGUGUAAGAUUUGAAAAUCUAAAGGAGGGCCUUAGUUUAACUGAAAUUACAGUGGAAAAGAUUGAAGAAAUGAUGAGAGAAGCAUGUAAAACUCUAUCAGAAAAGCUUAAUGAUGGUGUUUAUUUGUUUCGGGACAUGGUUACAAAGGGGGAAUUAGAUGUCAAUGAAUCAAUCACCCUUCUGAUAGAAAAGAAAAAUGAAUAUGAGUGGUAUUUCAAUCUAGUGACAAGUGUAGAUGUCAUAUUUGCCAGCAUUUCAUUGGUAAUUGUGAAAGGACUUGUUGACGAGCCCAUUUACAAAGAAUUCGUGAAAUACACAAACCUUUUUGCAUAUGUGGAGCGCUUCAAUGUUAAGUAUGAGAAAACCAUUGAUGUUGUGGAUUUCACACUGCAGGGAGGUGGUUCAGUAAAACCCUUUGAUUACCUGGAUAAGCUAAUAAACAAGUCUAUUUGUAUCAGACCUGGUAACUUUGGUGAUGUUCACUGUUGUAAGUUCCUACGGAAGAAUCCACUAGGUUUGCUUGUUGGAACUUACGUGGUUAAAUCAUUCAAGCAGGGGUACCAAGAAUCAUACAAGGGAGAGGCACAUUAUCUGAAACAAUUAAGGUACAAGUUUAUCCCAAAAUUGAUUGGUGUUGGCUGAUGGAGGAUUUCCAAGAAGAUAUUCUUGUCAUCAAAGAUGUGAUCCUCUAAGAUGAGAAGAUAUUCUUCAUAUCAAGAUAUGAUCCUCUAAGAUCUUAGUAUAAUUGUGGUAAUCUAGAAUAUCAUAUCUCUGAUUCUUUCUCUUAAUGUAAAGAUUUAGGUGAUUCUAUUCCACAAUCUUUUAUGUAUAUAUAAAGCCAUGUACAUGACAUAGAAAAAUAUGAAUGAAAUUAUUCAAUAAUCUUAU